This is a messenger RNA of Dioscorea cayenensis subsp. rotundata (Guinea yam), 865 nucleotides long. RefSeq lists its product as uncharacterized. The transcript has 7 exons. The record is from RefSeq and is a predicted model, not a curated record. Bases 36 to 653 code for a protein of 205 amino acids. Lineage: Eukaryota; Viridiplantae; Streptophyta; Magnoliopsida; Dioscoreales; Dioscoreaceae.
AGUGAUAAGGAGGAGGCCCCUCUUCGAGUUCUCUAAUGGCUUCCAUUUUCAUGCGCCCAAGCUUCUCUUGCUGCUCUUCUUAUGGAGUCACUUCUCUUCACAAAGAAUCUCCAGCGCCAAAGAUUGGCAGAAGGGAAGUGGUUCUUAGGACCAGUGAGAUUGCGACAUUGGCUGCAAUCUUCCAUUUUGGUGGACCUAAGCCAAACUAUCUUGGUGUGCAAAAGAAUCCACCAUCUCUAGCAUUGUGCCCUGCAACCAAUACUUGUGUAUCUACUUCUGAGGAUAUUUCCAAUACCAGUCACUAUGUCCCUCCAUGGAACUACAACCCUCCAGAUGGAAGCAGAAAGAAGCCAAAAAGUAGAGAAGAAGCAAUCAAAGAGCUUUUACAAGUGGUUACAUCAACAAAGCCAGAUAACUUUACACCCAAUGUAGUGGACAGAAAGGAUGACUAUAUUCGGGUCGAAUAUGAGAGUCCUUUAUUGGGGCUUGUAGAUGAUGUCGAAUUCUGGUUCCCGCCCGGUGAUAAAUCUAUUGUUCAAUACCGUUCUGCAUCUCGCGUAGGAAGCAUUGACUUUGAUAUCAACAGGAAGAGAAUUAAGGCACUUCGGUUGGCAUUGGAGAAAAAGGGUUGGGCUUCUGAGAGCAAUUUUUAACAGUCCUUUUUUAGCAGAAACUUGUGCAUUUUUAGAACUCGUUGUAGAUUUUUCAUCAAAUUCCUCAUAGUCUAACAUCUUUAACGUUGUUAAAGAAAUGAAACACAGUGUUGAUGGUUCACUGCCAAUGUAAUCAGCUUAAUGAAGCUUAAAUUAUGAUGUAUCCAUUAUGUAUUUACAUAUUGCCCCUUGGAAAAACUUUAAAUUUCAUA